Rotaria sp. Silwood1 is the source of this 1872-nucleotide messenger RNA. The record is from the annotation of a GenBank genome assembly. Lineage: Eukaryota; Metazoa; Rotifera; Eurotatoria; Philodinida; Philodinidae.
AUGAGUGAAAGUAUUCGUCAACGUAAAAAAAUUAAUGAAAAUGAUGUUCAAUCAUCAAAUGAUGAUAUUAAUCGAAAUAUUAUAAUCGAUCGAGAUGAUCGUCAAUAUCGUAAUCAAUCUUCAAUACCAAUGUCACAAAUGUGUUUGGGUAUAGUAGCAAUAUCUAUGAUUGCUUUAUUAGCUUUUAUACAAUUUGGAUUACCUCAUGAAGAUCAUAUGACAAAACAUUUUCCAGCUUCAUUACCAACAAUGGAUGGCGGACCUUUACUUGUAAAUGAUUUUCUUGCUCAUAGUGAACGAAUUUAUGUUGGUGAAGGACCAGAAUCAAUCGAACCAUUAAAUGGUUUACUUUAUACGGGUUUAAAAAAUGGUUCAAUUGUUGAAUUUGAUCCUAUAACAAGAAAAACUCGUAUUAUUUAUUCAUCACUUAGUGUUGAUGAUCAUCUACUUAAUUGUGGAAAAGAUAAUCUUGAACAUAUAUGUGGUCGUCCAUUGGGUAUUCGUCGUUUUUCUGAUAAUGAACUUAUUGUUGUUCAAGCAUAUCAUGGUUUAUUUAAACUUAAUGUAAAAACAAAAAAACUUACUCAACUUAUAAGUGCUGAUGAUCCAAGAUUUGGUUCUCGUCCAUUACGUUUUGUUAAUGAUGUUGAUGUACUUGAUGGACGUUAUCUUUUUUUUACUGAUUCAGAUUGGUUAUAUCCACGAAAAGAAUUUAUGUCGGUUUUACUUCGAGCUGAUCCUCGUGGAAGAUUAAUUCGUUUUGAUCUUGAAACUGGUAAAGUACGUAUACUUAAUGAUCAAUUAUCAUUUCCAAAUGGUGUACAACUUUCAAUUGAUAAACAAUCAGUAUUAGUUUGUGAAACAACAUUUGCUCGUAUUAUUCGACAUUGGAUUAGUGGUAAUAAUAUGAAAAUUGGUAAAAGUGAAAUAUUUAUUGAUAAUUUACCUGGUAUACCUGAUAAUAUUCGAUUAACAAGUACAGGAAAUUAUUGGAUUGCAUUUGCUGGUGUUCGACAUGUUAAUCAACCAAGUUUUUUAGAUCGUUUACGUAAUUGGCCUCGAUUACGUGCUAUACUUUCGUUCAUGCCAGGUUCAAUAACGAAAAUAUUUAAACGUUUACCACAUCAUGGUAUUGUUAUUGAACUUGAUAAAGAUACUGGUCAUAUUAUUCGUUCAUUACAUGAUGCUGAAGGUUUAAUUGUUCCAUCAGCUUCACAAGUUACUGAAUAUAAUGGUUAUCUUUAUUUUGGAUCAUAUUAUUUAGAUCAUAUUGCAAUUAUGCUUUCGUGUUUGAAAGGUGUAUGUUGUUUGCGUUUUUUACAAGGUACUAAUUAUCCUGAUGUUAUUGUUUCUCAUCGACCUGAAGUUAUACUUGAUACAUCUCGUAUGGGUCAAGAUGUAGUCGUAGUUAAAAAUGGACGACGUUUAUGUGGAACUGGUGCUGCUGUUGCUAAUGCACCAAUCGUACAAAAUAAAGCAUAUUUCGAAGUUAAAUUACAAACACAAGGUACAUGGGGUAUUGGUUUAGGAACUCGACGAACAAAUUUAUCAAAAGUACCAUUAGGAUAUGAUAGUGAAGCAUGGAUUAUGGAUCAAUAUGGUCAAGUUAAAUAUGAUAAUAAAGUACUUAGUCAAUUUAGAACUAAUAUAGAAGAAGGUGAUGUUAUUGGUUUUGCAUAUGAUCACGAAACAUUUCGCAUUUUUGUCAAUGGAACCGAACAAGAACCAUCGUGUCGUGUAACUACACGUGGUACAGUUUUUCCAAUUUUUUACGUUGAUGAAGGAGCAAUUCUUGAUAUUCAAUUUUCAACAUUUUAUUUUCCCCCACCGGAAGGUUAUGAUCGUAUUUUAUUAGAAAAAUCACUCAUAUAA